This is a messenger RNA of Neoarius graeffei (lesser salmon catfish), 335 nucleotides long. Its product is annotated as ragulator complex protein LAMTOR5-like. The coding region runs from base 9 to 284 and encodes 91 amino acids. Gene Ontology annotation, biological process: positive regulation of TORC1 signaling; cellular response to amino acid stimulus. Gene Ontology annotation, cellular component: Ragulator complex; lysosome; cytoplasm. Gene Ontology annotation, molecular function: guanyl-nucleotide exchange factor activity. The transcript has a single exon. The record is from RefSeq and is a predicted model, not a curated record. Lineage: Eukaryota; Metazoa; Chordata; Actinopteri; Siluriformes; Ariidae.
UUGUUUUCAUGGAGGCUACAUUAGCGCAACACCUUGAUGAUACAAUGAAAAAUCCUUCGAUUGUUGGAGUUUUGUGUACAGACGCCCAAGGGCAUAAUCUUGGAUGCCGUGGCUCCCUUUCUGACGAGCAUGGUGGAGUUGUGUCUGUUCUGGCUAAACAGGCUGCCUCUCUAACGAAAGAUCCAACAGACACUCCCACUGUGUGCCUUGAAUCAGAUUCAGGGAAUGUGCUGGUGAGGACGCAUGGGACGGUCACAGUAGCGGUGCAUAAGAUGGUGUCAUAAAGUCUCUGGAUGCAUCACAUCCAUCAUCAAGAUCUCAAAGUUGUUGCUCAU